AUGAAGGACUACAAUACCCGCAAGCCCUACCAGGGCACAACCCGCACCCUCGUCAUCGCCAUCGACGUCGGCACAACAUUCAGCGGCGUCUCCUACGCCAUCCUCGAGCCCAACGAGAUUCCAAAGAUAUACGGCGUCACCAGGUUCCCCGGCCAGGAGCAUGUCGCGGGCAACUCCAAGAUACCCUCCAUCAUGUACUACGACCGCACCGGCAAGCUCAUGGCUGCUGGUGCAGAGGCUGACUCGACCCAGAUAGCCGCUCUGGCGGAGGAGGAAGGAUGGACCAAGAUCGAGCUCUUCAAACUACGCCUCCGCCCGCGCACCAUGCACCUCAACAUGAACGGCAUGCGCCUCCCUCCCUUACCGCGGCACAAGUCCCCCGUCGACGUCUUCGGCGACUUUCUCGCCUACCUCUUCCAUUGCACCCGCGCCUUCAUCACCGACACCCACGCCGCCGGCGCAGCCUUGUGGAAGGCCCUCGAGCGCCCCGGCCUCCAGUUCGUGUUGUCCCACCCGAACGGCUGGGAGGGCGCGCAGCAGAGCAAGAUGCGGCGGGCGGCGGUGUACGGCGGGCUCAUCCCCGACACGGACGAGGGGCGGGCGCGGGUGCGGUUCGUGACGGAGGGCGAGGCGAGCUUGCAUGCGUGUGUGCUGAGCGGGCUCGCGGCCGAGGUGCUCUCGAACCCGUCGAAACACGGCUUUCUGGUGCUCGAUGCGGGCGGGGGCACGCUCGAUAUCAGCUCGUACGCUAUCCGCGCGACGAACCCGCUCGUGAUCGAGGAGAUCGCGCCCCCAGAUUGUCUCUUCGCAGGCUCGGUGUUCGUAAGCAGACGCGCGCGCAUGCAUCUCGAAGAAAAACUCCGCCCCUCGCGCUACGGCACGCCCGACAGCAUCGAACACAUCACCCGGCGCUUCGACGAGACCACGAAGCGCCUCUUCCGCGACCGCCGCGAGCUGCAGUUCGUGCCCUUUGGCUCGCCGCUCGACAAGGACGCUGCGGUCGGCAUCCGCGCGGGCCAGCUCAAGCUCGCCGGGGACGAGGUCGCCGCCUUUUUUGAGCCGUCGAUUGCGGCGGCGGUGGGGAGCAUUGGCGGGCAGGUGGAGGCGUCGGGGGGGAGGAUUAAGUCCGUGUGGCUCGUCGGCGGGUUCGCAGCGAGCCCGUGGCUCUUCACGCAGCUCCAGGAGCGUCUCGCGCCGUACAAGGUCACAGUCAACCGGCCCGACAGCCAGACCUCAAAAGCAGUCGCAGACGGCGCGCUCGGCUUCUACUGCGACCACCACGUGUCCGCGCGCGUCGCCAAGUUCAUGUACGGCGUCGAGUACCUGCGCGAGUACGACCCCGACGACCCGGACCACCAGGCGCGCCGCGAGCGCCUCUGCGAGCUCCCAAGCGGCCCGCGGCUCCUGCCCGACGCGUUCGACUGCAUUCUCGCCAGGGGCGUCAAAGUCAAAGAAUCAACAGUCUUCACCCGCAAAUACUGCACCGAGCUCACGAACCUCUCCACCCUCUCCGUGUUCGAGGUCGAGAUCUGGUGCUUCCGCGGCGGCAACCACAUCCCCAAGUGGAUCAUGCGCCACGCGGAACACUUCUCCACGCUCUGCGUCGUCCGCGCGGAUCUGUCCCCGCUCAGCGGCAGCGCGGAGCCCAAGCAGGGCAGAGGCGGGCGGGCGUACUGGACGAUUGUGUUCAGCGUCGAGAUUCACUUUGGGCUGACGGAGUUUCGGGCGCGGAUCAAGUGGAAUGAUAAUGUGCGUGGUGCAUAUAGCUUUAUAAUUGAAGAAGACUAA
Messenger RNA from Coniophora puteana RWD-64-598 SS2, 1788 nucleotides. RefSeq lists its product as uncharacterized. The record is from RefSeq and is a predicted model, not a curated record. NCBI's taxonomy places the organism in Eukaryota, Fungi, Basidiomycota, Agaricomycetes, Boletales, Coniophoraceae. The transcript is spliced from 9 exons. Bases 1 to 1788 code for a protein of 595 amino acids.